GAGGCACAUCUUGAGAAAUCAUUAAUUCUAACAUUCUUUCUCGGUCAGCUUAUUUUAUUAUACGCUGAAACCGUUUUUUUUAAGGUUUUGCCACUUUAUCUUAUGUCUCCUCCAUCAACCCCAAUAAUGUCCAGCUGCAGAGCCUCGCACUACGACCUUUAUUUUGCAAGAAUACUACAUCCGCUGUGUUGAUGUUGUCAUGCUGGAGCUAAGCUAGUUGACGGCUAGCAUUGACAAACUCUGGAACAGUCGAGCAUUCGGGACCAUUGUCACUUAUUUAUUCAGUUUGUUGUCGUCAUUUUAAACCUUAAUCAUGAUGCAAUUCAUACUUGGCUUCACUCUGGGGAACGUGGUUGGCAUGUAUUUAGCUCAAAACUACGAGGUACCAAACAUUUCAAAGAAAAUCGAGGCCUUUAAGAAGGACGUGGAAGCCAAGAAGAAACCUCCAGAAUGAGGGACACAUCCUGAUGAAAACACAGAUAAUCAUUAUAUGGCCAAUGUUUAAGAGAGUGGAUCAUAUAUAUAGUAGGCCUACAUAUUGUUAAGUGCGAGGAAGAAAUGCACAGUAUAUUCCUAGUGUCAAAUAGUGCCUCAUAUCGUUUUAAAAAUGGACGUUUUUCAUUUUUAUUACAGUAUAUUUUCUCUAUUUCUUAAAGGGAUAUGUUUAAACCUGAUUGAUUUGCUGUUACAAGUUGGAAUAUUAUCCCUUAAUAUAUUUUGAGGGCCACUUAUAAUCUAAAGAAGCAGUCAAAGCAAAUCCAGCUUUCAAUGCAGUUUCUCUGUAUUUAUUGAGGAGCGACAUGUUUGCAGUGCAAAUUGUUGAAGAAAAUUAGAAACUGCUAUUACAAUGUUUUUCAAGACCAAUAAUUAAAGUGUUCAAUCAAAAGCUUCUUAAUGCUAACGUGUAUUAAAGUGAGCAUAUGCAAAUAAAGAUUUUAAGUUGUCAACUGUUUCUUAUUUUUCGUAAUAUUGUAUUCAUCUAUUUAUGUGUGUUCAGCAUAUGUACAAAUAUAUAAUGAAAUUAAGCUUUUUUCCACGGUUCAUGCUAAAUAUUUAGUAAAAUAUGUGUAUUUGUUGAUCUUGAUAUGAAGUGUCAAUAAUAACAUUAAGAAGCGGCUUGUUUGCGUGGUGUUAUAUACAUGGCACACGAAAGUGAACGGUAAGGUCUGUGUAGAUAGGUGUUGAAACCGUGACACUUGGGUUAUUGUUAGCUAUGCCUAGCACUUGUAAUAAGUUUUUUUAAUGUUUUAUUUUGUUUUACCUAUUGAGUUUUUGUACUUCUACACAAUUGUAUUAUGCAUUUCAUAUUUUUGUACACAUCU
Messenger RNA from Danio rerio (zebrafish), 1322 nucleotides. RefSeq names its product short transmembrane mitochondrial protein 1 (gene stmp1). The record is from RefSeq and is marked validated. Lineage: Eukaryota; Metazoa; Chordata; Actinopteri; Cypriniformes; Danionidae. Gene Ontology annotation, cellular component: mitochondrial inner membrane; mitochondrial outer membrane; mitochondrial intermembrane space.